AUGGAUUCCAAAGCUAAAAUUCAUAUUGGAGUGCCCAAUGAGACAAAAAUUGUGCAAAAGAUUCUUCACUUGGCCGGAAAGGCUUUUAAGGAUUUUAAGGAAAAGCUCGAAGCUCACGAGGAACAAUAUAGAAAAAUUCAGGUUACCAACAACCUCCAACUUAAUGAGAAGGAAUUAGUGAAAACUUGCAGAAACUGCCCAAAAACUCCAGAUUUGUUCGAGAUCUCCAGAUCUGUUGAUGUUUUUGAUUCAGAUGGUGGUGACGGUGGUGGAGAUGGUGGAGUUGAAGGUGGAGAUGGACGAAGGAUGAUUGUAGCGGAGAGAAAUAAUGGAGGUGGAGAUGGAAGUGGUGGUUUUGGAGGGGGCGGGCUACAUAAAGGUGGUGGUGGUUAUGGAGGAGGCGGGGACGGAGGUGGUGGCAGUGGCGGAUGUGGAGGUGGGGUUGGUGAAGAUGGAAGUGGAGAUGGGGAAUUAGCGAAAACUUGCAGAAACUGCCCAAAAACUCCAGAUUUGUUCGAGAUCUCCAGAUCUGUUGAUGUUUUUGAUUCAGAUGGUGGUGACGGUGGUGGAGAUGGUGGAGUUGAAGGUGGAGAUGGACGAAGGAUGAUUGUAGCGGAGGUCUGGGCGGCUUGA
Molecule: messenger RNA, 633 nt
Organism: Daucus carota subsp. sativus
Lineage: Eukaryota; Viridiplantae; Streptophyta; Magnoliopsida; Apiales; Apiaceae
Exons: 5
Coding region: 1-633 (210 amino acids)
Source: RefSeq, a predicted model, not a curated record